Messenger RNA from Macrosiphum euphorbiae (potato aphid), 1128 nucleotides. The record is from the annotation of a GenBank genome assembly. NCBI's taxonomy places the organism in Eukaryota, Metazoa, Arthropoda, Insecta, Hemiptera, Aphididae.
AUGUCGCGCGCUCAUAAGCGUGCAUUUGCACUAGUUCUCGAAGAAGAGUAUGACGACUUUGAUGAUAUUUUCGUGAAUCGCCGUCCUAGGUUUAUCAAGGAAAGGACGAACGAUUUUGAAAACCUUGAUGAACUAGAUUUCGUGACACGAUAUCGGCUGUCAAAAAAGUCUGUUCUUCACGUAUUGGAACGAAUAGAAGAUCAGCUCGAAUACAAUAGUAACAGAAAUAACGGCGUGUCUCCAAUCAACCAACUCCUAUGUACCCUCAGGUUUUAUGCAACUGGGUGCUUUCAAGGGACGGCAGGAGAUCUAUGUGGUGUCAGUGCUGCGACAGUAAAUAGAAUAGUGCAUAAAGGCAGUCGGGCCAUAGCUUCAUUGUGGCGAGAUUAUAUUUUAUUCCCUGAGACUGAUGAAGAAAUCAAAAGGACUCAAAGGAUGUUCUAUCAGAAAGCUAAAUUUCCAAGAGUCAUCGGUGCUAUAGACUGCACCCACAUUAAAUUCUGGCAAUCGCCAGGUGGUGAAGUCCCAGAAUCUUACAGAAACAGAAAAGGCUACUUUUCUCUCAAUGUCCAAGUUAUCUGCAAUUCAAAUUUAGAAAUCACGGACAUUGUAGCCAGAUAUCCUGGAUGUACUCACGACGCCCGAAUAUGGAGGCAAUGCCAACGUAGGGCCAGGUUUGAGAGAGGAGAGUAUGGGGAUGCUGUGCUGGUAGGGGACAGUGGAUACGGUUGCCGAAGAUACAUGAUGACCCCUCUUGAUCAGUGUCAUACUGAAGCUGAACAUCUUUAUAACGAGUCGCAAAUCCGAACGAGAAACCCUGUAGAAAGAACGUUUGGGGUUUGGAAGCGACGUUUUCCUGUAUUAGCCCUUGGACUACGAGUUCAGCUGAUUAACAUAUUGCCGAUAAUAACAGCAACUGCUGUCUUACAUAACAUAGCAAGAAGAGCUGGCGAAGAUAUUCCUAUUAACUCUGAAGUUAAUCUACCCUCUCCUUGGGAGGAGAUCCUCGCUCAGGAUGAUAUUCCUGUACCCCUCCAAAGAGACCUACCUCAUCGAAGGAUCACGCAAGACAACAGAGAACGUCAAACAUUGGUGGAUGUAUAUUUUGAAAGAAUGGUUAGGUUAUAA